This is a messenger RNA of Colletotrichum chrysophilum, 1098 nucleotides long. It is a transcript of the gene DRE2, whose product is annotated as electron carrier. Gene Ontology annotation, biological process: iron-sulfur cluster assembly. Bases 1 to 1098 code for a protein of 365 amino acids. NCBI's taxonomy places the organism in Eukaryota, Fungi, Ascomycota, Sordariomycetes, Glomerellales, Glomerellaceae. The transcript has 2 exons. Gene Ontology annotation, cellular component: cytoplasm. The record is from RefSeq and is a predicted model, not a curated record. Gene Ontology annotation, molecular function: iron-sulfur cluster binding.
AUGGCGCCCUCAAUCAUAACCCUCGACACAACCCCCGACUUCGACUUCACCCCCUCCGCUCUGCCCCCGUCAGCAGCGGCGCCCGCGGCCACCCCCAAGCAACAGCAACGAACCCUCCUCCUCGCGCCCCCCUCCCUCUCCUCCGCGCCCAACAAGCUCUCCGCCGCCCUCGCCUCCCACGACCGCGCCGCCACAGACCUGCAGAUGCUCGACCGCCUCUCCGCCCGCCUCGUCGCCCUCCCCGAGUCCGCCUACGACCUCGUCCUCGUCCUCACCGACGCCGACGGCUCCCGCGUCGAGUCCACCCGCCUCCUCUCCGACCGCGCCGUCCUCUCCGCCGUCGCGGAGGCCCUCAAGCCCGCCGCCCGCCUCCGCGCCCAGGACGGCGGCAACCUCGCAAACGACCCCGCCGUCGCCCGUGAGGCCGUCCUCGCCGGUCUUGUGGCGGUUGGUGGUGCUUUCGAGAAGCCCGACUACGACGAGGCGCCGGUUACUCUCUCCUUUGGCAAGAAGAAGACUGCUGCCAACAGCAAUGGUGCCGUGUCCCUCAACGGCGGUGCUGUGUCUCUCAACGGAGGAGGCGCCGUCUCGCUUAACAGUAACGGCUCCGUGUCACUGAGCAGCAAACCCUCCACCGCCCCAGCCGUCUCCGCGCCCCCGGGCGUCGGCUUCGUCGACUUCAGCGACGACCUCGACAUGGACGACGACGACGACGAGCUGAUCGACGAAGACGCCCUCCUCACAGACGCAGACCUCUCUCGCCCCCUCAACAUCCCCCCCGAAUGCGCCCCCAAGGCCGGAAAACGCCGCCGCGCCUGCAAAGAUUGCACCUGCGGCCUCGCAGAGCGUAUCGCCGCCGAAGACGCCGCAACUCGCGCCGCCGCCGACGCAGCCCUCGCAGCUGCUGCCGCCGCGCCCGUCAAGCUCGACACGGACGACCUCGCCGAGGUCGACUUCACCGUCCAGGGCAAGGUCGGCUCCUGCGGCAACUGCGCCCUCGGCGACGCCUUCCGCUGCGACGGCUGCCCGUACAUCGGCCUGCCCCCCUUCAAGCCCGGCGAGGAGGUGCGCAUCCUCAACAACGAUAUCCAACUGUAA